This is a messenger RNA of Clunio marinus, 192 nucleotides long. NCBI's taxonomy places the organism in Eukaryota, Metazoa, Arthropoda, Insecta, Diptera, Chironomidae. The record is from the annotation of a GenBank genome assembly.
AUGACUAAAGAUCUGAGACAUUUUUUAUGCAAAUGCUGCUUUCAUGAUCUUAAAGUGAGUUCAGAGAUGAGAUGUGAAGAUGAUAAUAACUCUGAAGCUCAGAGUGAGUGUAAAAAGCAAUCAAUCAUGCAAGUAAACAACCCUGAAGAUGUUGAACAAAUGUUCGUAAAGCCUUUGCAAAAUAUUUCCUAG